Messenger RNA from Aspergillus lentulus, 1266 nucleotides. Its product is annotated as translation initiation factor eIF5. Gene Ontology annotation, biological process: translational initiation; formation of cytoplasmic translation initiation complex. Gene Ontology annotation, molecular function: translation initiation factor activity; eukaryotic initiation factor eIF2 binding; GDP-dissociation inhibitor activity. NCBI's taxonomy places the organism in Eukaryota, Fungi, Ascomycota, Eurotiomycetes, Eurotiales, Aspergillaceae. Gene Ontology annotation, cellular component: cytosol. The record is from RefSeq and is a predicted model, not a curated record.
AUGGCUACCGUCAACAUUCGUCGUGAUGUCACCGAUCCUUUCUAUCGUUACAAGAUGGAGCGCCUCCAGUCCAAGAUUGAAGGCAAGGGUAACGGUAUCAAGACUGUGGUCGUCAACCUGAACUCGGUCGCUCAGUCUUUGAGCCGUCCUCCGUCCUAUGUGAUCAAGUACUUCGGAUUUGAACUCGGUGCUCAGGCUAACGCCAAGCCCACCGAUGAUCGCUGGAUUAUCAACGGCGCCCAUGAUGCUGCCAAGCUCCAGGAUUACCUCGAUGGCUUCAUCUCCAAGUUUGUGCUUUGCAAGAAAUGUAAGAAUCCUGAAACGGAUGUCAUCAUCAAGGACGAUAAGAUCAUCCUUGACUGCAAGGCCUGUGGUCAGCGCACCGAUGUUGAUCCCCGUUUGAAGCUGAGCACCUUCAUUCUCCGCGACCGUGCUUCUACCAAGGGAGGGAAGAAGGACAAGGCCGCCAGAAGGGCUCGCAGGAACAAGAAGGCCGAGGAGGGUGCCAACGGUGACAAUGUCAGCCCUGGAGACAGCAACUCCGACAACGGUGAAGUCGAGGAUCUUGCCUUGGAAGCCAACAGCGAUGAUGAACUCACUCGCCGUAUUAAGGCCGAGGCUCAGGCCCUCGCGGCCGAGAAAGACAUAGAAGACGACGAAUGGGCUGUGGACGUUUCUGAGGAGGCCGUCAAGGCUCGUGCCAAGGAGCUGCCUGACGACUUGAAGCGUUCCCUCGUCCUUGAGGAUGCCGAUGAAGACGGAGAGCCUGAUGGACCGUCUGCUUACGAUCUGCUUGGCAGCUGGAUUCUUGAGAGCGCAUCUGAAAAGGGCGAUGUCACUGCCGUGAGCGAUGUCGAUAUCUACAAGAAGGCCAAGGAGUUCGGCAUUGAGAACAAGCACAAGACUGUUGCCGUCCUUGCCCAAACCAUCUUCGACGAGAAGAUUGUCAAGCAGAUUCCCUCCCGCGCUGCUUUCCUGAAGAAGAUGAUCACUUCUGAGCGCCACGAGAAGGCCUUCCUCGGCGGUACCGAGCGUUUUCUUGGCAAGGAUCACCCUGAGCUGAUCUCUCUGGUUCCCGCCGUCCUCCUGGGUUAUUACCAGCACGACCUUGUCUCCGAGGACGUGCUGAAGGCAUGGGGUGCCAAGGCCAGCAAGAAGUACGUCGACCUGUCGACCAGCAAGAAGGUUCGCAAGGCUGCUGAGCCCUUCCUUGACUGGCUUGAGAAUGCUGAGAGCGAUGACGAGGAAAGCGAGGAUGACGAGUAG